AUGCGAGAAGCUACGGACGGUUCCGAAGUGGCACAAGUCCCACCGUCCGGAGACGACACCGACGGCAACGCUGACGGUGCCACCGACAGUCUGGCGGCCAGAAACUCAGCACCGGAGGGCAGCAGCUCUGGGCGUGGAGUCGAUGGCGAGACUGGUGAGGCAGCCCAGGAACGGCCCCAAGGCCGCUUACAGCAGGCAUUGGGCCGCGCGGCGGCGCCCCUGGCGGGUGCAGCCAGCGGCGCGCUUGGGGGAGCCCUUGGUGUAGCAGCAGUUGCCAGUGGUGGAGCCCUGGGUGCCCUUGCUGCUGUGGCCUUGGCCGGAACAUUGGUGUCCACUGCCGUCAAGGCACAGGCAGCGCAAGACCAACAGCUGCCGACUGAGCAGUCGCAGAUCGAGACUCACAGUCAAGAGCCCGUUGGCAUUGAAGAUCUUGCAGACGCUUCAGAAUCGCGACAGCCGCAACACGCAGCAAGCCAUGCAGAUGACAAUGGAGGGCCGCUACCACCUCCGGAGGAAGACGAUGCGGAGUCUACACAGUCGGAGGUGGGGUCGAGACAGGCCUCUGCUGACCUUCUGGAGGUUGCGGAGCCUGAAGUCCAGGACGGUGACGCUGAUUACGCCCAGCUUCUUCUGGCUGGCUCCGAGCUGUUGCCACUGGUCCGACUGCUGCAUCGUCUACACGCAAAGGAUCCAAGGCAGAUGGAGCAGCUGUGCCACGAGCAGGGCCUGGUUCGCUUGAGCGCAGAUGGCGAGCACGUCCCGGGUUUCUUCCAGCCUGGCAGCGAUACCGAGGCUGCCAAGGUCUUCCUGCUCGGGAGCGAGGCGGAUGCGCUGCAGCGCCCCGAGGCAUUUCUCGAAUGCUGGAUGCAGACCAAUGCUCGCAUCCGCUUGGCUACCCUGGACAGCUCCAUAGCUGAGGAGGCUACAGGCCAUGUACAUGAGGGCUUCCAAGCAGCUUGGCUCGGAGUGGCCCCGGCGCUGCGGCGGCUUAAUGACAGCCGCAAGGUGGUCAUUGUGGGCUACUCCUUAGGAGGUGCCCUGGCCACCCUUGGCGCCCUUGACCUGUGCUGCAAAGGCUUCAGGCAGGUCGAGCUGAUAACGUUUGGAAGCCCCAGAGUCGGCAACGAGAUAUUUCGCAGCUUCUUUCGGGAGAAGUGCCUCACAACGGGGGCCUUGCGGGUGGCGCGUUUCGUCAACACGCUGGACCUUGUUCCCCAUGUGCCAUUGAAUCCAGCUGAUGCUGUUGAUGCUACAAGGCAAGGGCAGCUCUGGCAAAGCGUCGAGGAAACCUUGAUGCGACGUCUGCCUCAGGAGCACCUCACAGGACCCGGCUUGGGUUCCUACGUACAUGUUAGUCCGGCCACCGUCCUCGACGGAUUGUCCACGGGGCUCACCGGAAUGGUCGCACGGCUCGCUGCUGUCGCCCCGGACGGGGAGAGGGCCGUCGGCCUGACCUCUCUACCGGCGGAGUUCCUCUCCGAGCACUCUCUCAGGAGUUACUUACGUACGCUUGCAGCCGCCCCAAAGCCGGCAUGGCUGACAGUGUCUACCCUCCUCCUGGACUCUGCUCGCCCCCUGCGCGCGGCACUUGGCCGGCUGGGAUAUCGGCCCACGAGCGGCCUCGCCGAGGCCGCGUCGGCAGCAUCGGUGGGCGUCAGCGUCGGCACCAUGCUCGUUCCGCAUGUCCUCGGCGCGUCUAUCUCUGCAGUGGGCUGCUUCUACAUCGCGCAGCAGGUCAGCCGCGUCUCGGAAGAGCUCUCCGUACAGUCUGCCAACACGUCCGGGCGCCUGGACACGUUGGCCUCAGCAGUCCACGUGCUGUCCCAGGAGGUCUUCGAUGCUAAGCGAGCCAUUGCUGCGGGCUUCACCGACAUGUCAGCGCGGCUGCAGAGGCAGAAUGUUGACAAUGUUUUGCGUCGGGCACGAGCUGGACAGAAGCAACUCGCAGACGACCUGGAGGUGUUCCUGGCUCGUCCAUCCACUGAUCAUGUGCUGAUGAUCCGGGAAGGCGCCCGUGCACUUCGGGGAGUCACGGCGGAGGUCCUGGAAUUGAGCUCCGAGCUGGAGGAGGCCGGUGCAGAAGCUCCAGACAUGGCAAGGCUGCUUGAAGUCCUGCUUUCGGGAACCAGGUUGGCCCUGUUGGCUGAUGCAUUGGUUGACGAGGAGACCGCGGCCUUGCGUGCUGCGCAGGCCUUCACCCGGAUAGCACCGGCCCUGGGCCGUUUCUACUGGCAACACAUGGGCGUUGGUGCCACUGAGCCGUGGCAACCAGCGAUCGACGCCCAUCGCUCACGCUUCUUGGCUGUUGCCUUGGCCCUCUCCGCGAACGCGACGACUGCGUCGGUGAAUCCUUUUGGCCGGCUAGCGUUCAGCACGCCAUGCGACCGGCUAUUUGCCGCACUCUGCGUAGAGCCGAGGAGUCCCGAACUCCGCGUCUCCCUGGCGCUGCACUUCGCACAAGGGCAGAGGAGCCAGGCGAUUGUUCCAUCGCAUCCCUGGGUGGCCAUCGAGGAUGGCGACAGCCACGGAUGCUCGGCAGGGUCUUCACUGAAGCAGCAACUCGAGAUCAAUAUCACGGGAACCUACUUGUAA
Molecule: messenger RNA, 2592 nt
Organism: Symbiodinium sp. CCMP2592
Lineage: Eukaryota; Dinophyceae; Suessiales; Symbiodiniaceae
Source: the annotation of a GenBank genome assembly